AUGAAUGAUCACACCCACCAAACUGAUUUAUCUCUUAUUCUUAUAUUGCCAGGUAAGGAUAUCAAUUUUAUUUCAGACAAUUCCAAUAAUGAGAGCGUUAUCAUUGGUUCAUCAUUGGCAGGAAGUCUUACUUUCAUAAUAGUUAUCGUCAUCUACUGCAAAAAGAGCAGAAACGGAACUCCAGAUUCACUGAUUCAAAAAGGCGGUUUACAAGUCAGUGCGACACCAUUGGAUGGAUUCCCUCAACUCACUCCAUCUUCUAGUAAUGCAUCUGACGGUAGUUACCCAGAAUCAACAUUUCAUGGCAGGAAAUUUGAACCGUUAGACCCUGAGAUGUAUUUGCAGCAAAAUGACUUUACCGAUAAUUUAAUAAAUUCACAACAUAAUAGUCAUGCUAAGCUGUCGACUCUAGACAGUGUGUACAGCCAUCUCAAGAUGGAAGUCGGCCAUUACGACAAAAUAGAUCUGCCAUUCGACAGUAGACAGGAAACUGAUGACGACUUAUACUCUCCACACAGUUCAAACAGUUGUUCCAAUAAUACAGACUCGGGGUGUUCAUCGAGAAACUGCGAGAAGAGAUCUUUAUCGUCCGUAAAGCAGUGCAGCGAGACUCUAAACAACAAUUCACAAACAAGAGAUAUAUUUGUAACCCAUGACAUCCGCGAAAUAGGACUUUCUAAAACUGGUAUGAUGAAGAAAAAUGGAAUUUCAUCAGUAAAGGUGAAGGUAGAAGCAAUACUCUUGGACGAAUUGUCAAGAAAACUGCAUAGCUUUAAAAGGAAACCUGAAGAUAUCGAAUAAUAAUAAUACUAAAGUACAGACGAACCUCAUACAAAUACUGAGAUACAGACCUACCUCAUAAAUAUGGGGUUAUGAAAAUCUAAAUAUAAUUCAAUGUGUACAUUUAAAAUUUCUGAAAACUAUUUUUAAUUUGAAAAGCUCAACUCCUAAUCAUAUGAUAUAUGGAAAAUCUGGGAGUUUUCCGAUCUAUAUCAAGUCAAAGUUUUUACAAGAAUGGUUACAUACUGGGCAAAAUUGUUAUACUCAGAAAAUAAAAUUGUUAAUAUUCUUUAGAGAUAUUUUUGUACCCAGUAUGAUAAAGUUGGAUAUAAAAGCCCUUGGAUUGACUGUGUUCAAAAUAUUUUAGUCGUGUGUGGACUUUCAAAUAUUUGGAAUGAGCAAGGUUAUUGUGUAAAUGUUAAAUGGUUAUCUACAGCAGUUAAUCUGAUUUUGAAAGA
Ostrea edulis (European flat oyster) is the source of this 1238-nucleotide messenger RNA. RefSeq lists its product as uncharacterized. Lineage: Eukaryota; Metazoa; Mollusca; Bivalvia; Ostreida; Ostreidae. Bases 1 to 801 code for a protein of 266 amino acids. The record is from RefSeq and is a predicted model, not a curated record. The transcript has 4 exons.